AGGGCGGGCUGGGCCGGGAGGGACCCUCGGGAUGGAAACCAGGAGCGCUGGGAAGCACCGGGAAUCACCCCCAGGAUCGGCGGGAGCAAUCCCCGCUGCUCCUGCCCKGCGGGAGGCGAUUCGCGGGCGCCGCCGCCGCCUCAGGGAGCACGCAGGUGACCCCCGCGCUGAGGAGCCUCCAAGSGCUAGGAUAAAUAUUCCCUGUCUCUGCUUUUCUUGCAGCGCUUCCCAGGUUUCUGCGCCCAGAUCAAAAUUCGGCGGCUGCACUUAAAAUCCAGGAAAUGAUCCCAGCUGUGUCGGUGGCACUAGGAGCAACGCAGUGCGGCGACAUUCCCAGAGGAUGGUGAGCGUCGCUCCCGUUCCAGCCUGCAAUUCCUCGGGGGAGGAGCCUUUCCAGGGGUGUCCCGAAGGAUGGAGAAGAAGAAAAUCCUGAUGAAAUCCAAGGUUGCUGCUCCCAACCUCCUGAGGGCUCUGCAUUCCUUGUACCAGCUUGGRCACCUCUGCGACGUGACGGUCCUCACCCAGCACCUGGGAAUUCAGGAGGAAUUCCUGGCUCACAAAGUUGUCCUGGCAGCUUCCAGCAACUACUUCAAGGGGCUUUUCCUGCACCAGGAGAUGCUGGACACCAAGAAGUGCACAGUGACCCUGCAGGACAUCUACACGGAGGAGUUCACCUCCUUCCUGGAGUUUGUGUACACRGCGGAGGUGGAGAUCGAGGCGGGAAAACUCCAGCGGAUGAAGGAAAUAGCAGAAAGGCUGGAAUGCAAGGAUUUGCUUGACAUCUGUGAAGAAGUGAAGGCAGARGGCAGGAAGGGCCUGGAUUUGAGCCUCCACCUGAAAGGGCAGAGGGGUGAAAAUGGAGGAUCACAAUGGCCYGGGAUCCAGCAAGAGGACAACUCCAGGAAAUCUUCCCAGGUUGUCGCAAUUCCCGUGCAGAGGAAACUCUGGGAUAGGCAAAAGCAUAAGGAGCUCCUGGCGGACUAUGAGCUCAUUGGAGGCCAAGCAGAAGGCCUGGAGCAGGAGGCCACGGCUUUUCCAGCCCCAAAAUCCAGGCCACCAAAGCUGCCGAAGUGCAACAAGACACAUUCCCCUAGYAGACCGAGUGUGGAUGUCAUCGACCUGGRAAACAAGGAUGGCCAUUCCCUGWGCAGGGGGCAGGAGCRGAAGCAGGAAUCCCAGGCGUGUCCCUACUGUGACAAGGCCAUCAGCUCCAAGUGUGGCCUGGCUGUCCACAUCCGCACGCACACCAGGGACAGGCCCUACAAGUGCCAGCACUGCCCCGCCAGCUUUGCCCACAGGGCUGCCUACACUUCCCACCUCAGGAAAAUCCAUGAGUGUGGGCAAGAGAGGAAACUCCUGCCUGUCUAUUGGAUGGUGGUUCCACCCACACAUGGAGCAAACCCCACAAGCUGUGACAAAGGUCCCAGUGGAGAGACCUGGGAUGGGACACCAGAAACCUCGAGGUGUGAGGAAGAUCCUGGGAAUUCAUCUGUUGCUGCAGCAGGCAGGAGCAAGGAGCAAGAGGAACAGAGGCGGGAAUCCCAGGAAGCUGAAGGAGGGAACGAAGAUGAAGGUGGAAUGAGUGUGAAGGGCGAGGAGCAAGAAGAUGUGGGAUACUCAGAAGCUGAAGGAAGGAGGGACAACAAGGAAUGUUCUGAGGAGGAAGAGGAGGAUGAAACCUCAACCAAGAAGGACGGCGAAGAACCCAAACCAGGGUUUAAACUAAAGAAGGCCAAUAAAAGCAUAACCAACAAGAAAUCCAGCUACAUGAUCCGGUGUGACAAGUGCCAGGACCAGUUUGUUUCCCGGAAAAAAUAUGUGGAUCACUGCCGGGACGCACACCAGAGCCCACCUGGCAAGGCAUACCAGUGCGAGGUGUGCGGCAAGGGCUUCGCCAGCUACACCAGCUGGAAGGAGCACCGCGCCUGUGUCCACACCGAGGAGAGGCGGUUCUCCUGCAGUCUCUGCCAGGCCACCUUCAAGAGGAAGCGGGAYGUGAGGACUCACUCCGUGCGGAAGCACGAGGGCCGGGCCAAGCGGCCACUGUGCUCCGUGUGCGGGAAGAUSCUGAGCUCCUGCACGGCGCUGGUGUUCCACAUGCGGACGCACACUGGCGAGAAGCCCUAUGAGUGUGCUGUCUGUCACUCCAGGUUUGCUCAACCAUCCCAGCUCAAGAUCCAUACCAGAUCCCACACUGGGGAGAAGCCCUACAUUUGUGAGGAGUGCGGGGCUUCCUUUGCUGACAAGGGAAAACUCACCGGUCACAAAAGGACACACACAGGAGAGCGCCUCUUCUGCUGCGACGUGUGUGGGAAGCACUUCGCCACCAACGAGUACCUGAAGUGCCACAAGCGCUGCCACCUGGGAGCCAAACCCUACAAGUGCAAGGUUUGUGGGAAAACCUUUGGACUCAGAGCCUCCCUGGCCCAGCACAGCAAUGUCCAUGCAGAGACCCGUCCGUAUUUCUGUGAGCAGUGCGGGAAGACCUUCACKCAGCAGGGAGCGCUGCGGCGGCACCAGCGCAUCCACACCGGAGAGAAACCGUACCGGUGCCGCGCCUGCGAGAGGAGCUUCACCGACAUGUCCACCCUGCGCCGGCACGUGGCGAUUCAUGACCGGAAUGCACACUGGAGAAGCUUCUUGAUCGACCUCACACCAAAAAAAGACCACAACUGGUCCAAAAUAGAGACUUUUGCAGAAGCCCAUCCGGAAGGAGAUUCCAUGCUGAAAAUUUGGUCAGUUGACCACGGGAAACUUUAUAAACCAGAAAGUGUUAAACCGGCAGCACAUGUGGCACCUGGUGUUGGCAACACCGGGAGCACUGACCCYUCCCUUUUGUAUUUAUAAACUCGGUUUUAGCCCCCAAAAUGGGCGGCUUGAGGCAGAAUGCUGGGAGUUAUCCUUUGGAAUGCAGGGAAUCAUUCCCAGUGAUCCCUGCAGCUGCCUCGAGAGCUGGGUUACAGGUGGUAAAGGAGUAAUUCCUCAUCAGGGUAUUUAUUCCAGUGAAAUGUUUAGAUCUGUCCAGAAGUUUAUUUUUYCCAAAGCCGUGGGAGCAUCCCAUUGGGAAUGGGCAGGGCAGUGUGUGUACAUGUGCGUGUGUGUUUAUACAAACAGCGCGGUGCCGCCGCUGUAAAUCACCGGUUCCUCCUUUAAUAAAGCUGUCAGUG
Malurus melanocephalus (red-backed fairy wren) is the source of this 3167-nucleotide messenger RNA. Its product is annotated as zinc finger protein 135-like. Gene Ontology annotation, molecular function: protein binding. Bases 412 to 2847 code for a protein of 811 amino acids. NCBI's taxonomy places the organism in Eukaryota, Metazoa, Chordata, Aves, Passeriformes, Maluridae. Gene Ontology annotation, cellular component: nucleus. The record is from RefSeq and is a predicted model, not a curated record. The transcript has 7 exons.